This is a messenger RNA of Cuscuta europaea, 1495 nucleotides long. NCBI's taxonomy places the organism in Eukaryota, Viridiplantae, Streptophyta, Magnoliopsida, Solanales, Convolvulaceae. The record is from the annotation of a GenBank genome assembly.
GGCCUCACUAUGGGGUCUUAUCCUUUUUUCGUCAACUCAUCCCUUUGGGACGCAUCUAAAACCAUAUCAAACCAAGGAGGGAAGCUGAGAGCGGCAUACAAGUUGGGCGAGUCUUCAAGAAGAGAGAUAUGCAAACCAGUCAGAGAAAAGAAGAGAAUUUAUUCUCUCAUGGGUUUCUUCUUCUUCUUCUUUCUCUACUAUUAGCAUGCUGGUCGUCUCCAGUCCUUGCUCAGAUAGAUCAGUCACAAGUAUCAUUAAAAAAGAUUUUGCCUUUUUAAAGGGCAGUCUUUGUGCCCCAGUUCUUGUUGGUCUCAAGCUUUUGUUUCCUUUCGGUGCAGGAUUUAGAGCAAUUUUCAUCACGGAGUCUUGACCAAGAGCAAUCUGGUGUUCAUGAAGUUCAUUGCUCCAGGGAGAGAAGCCGAGCUGCAUGGAAAGUUAUAGAUGAGUAUUUGCUACCAUUCCUGGAACAAGAAAACUAUGAGCUCUUAAGAACAUGUAGACUUCAUCCAAGUAAUGACAUUUUCAGAGAACAGGAGGAACACAAGAUUCAUGUGGAUAUAAAUGAUUGGCGCUGUGGAUAUUGCAAAAAAGUUUUCCGAGCUGAAAAGUUUCUUGAUCAGCAUUUUGACAAUCGACAUUCUAAUCUUCUAAAUGUUAGUCAUAGCAAGUGCUUGGCAGAUCUGUGUGGAGCACUGCAUUGUGACUUUAUGGAAGAGUCAAAACCUCGGAAGACCAAAUGCAACCCUGCAGCUGCUGCAAGGAAUCAUCAUUUAUGCGAGGGUCUUGCAAACAGCUGUUUUCCAGUUCACCAGGGUCCAAAAUCAUCUCGUCUCCAUGAGUUAUUUCUGCGCCAGUUUUGUGAUGCCCAUUCUUGCUCGGGCAAGAAAAACCCUUUUCCUAAAGGAGGCAGGAAACAUACAAAUAGAUUCUAUUUGGCAGCUUCAAUUUUAACUUUGAUGCUUCUUCCUAUAUUCUACCUAAUCGUUUACCUUUCUCAAAGCCAAAUGAGAAGGGGAACUCAAAACUUUAGGAGGAUCACAAAAGUUGGGAAGAAGUCAAAGCCUUCAUAGUGGUUUGGCACAAAAUGAAACUACUUUUAGCAAGGAAUAUUACAGAGGAAGAACAAAUGGAAGGGGCAAAUUAGACUAUUGAGCAUCUCCAUGGCCCAAUGUGUUGAAGGUGCAUUCUUAGCAUGGAAUUUGAUGUAACAUUUCCACAAGCAACCAAAUAACAAAUUUUGUUUGAGAGAUUACAUUUUCUCUCUUGCACGUGUCAACUAGUGUGUGUUGUAAUAUUCAAAACAUUCCCAUUUAUGAUGUCAAAAAUAUAGAGUAUGGGCUACUUUGAGUACUUUCCUCUCAAGUUAUCCUUUUAUGUGUGUCGGAAAAUUGGAUUGUACUCCCUCAGUCCCAUAAUUUACUUCCAACUUUCCCAUUUCGUCUGUCCCCAAAAGAACUUCUUUUUCCCUUUUUGGCAAAGAAUUUGUGGUUCACAG